AUGUCUUCUGCUCCAGCCUCCAGGUCCCAGCACCAUCCCCAAGGCACACUGGUGCCAGCGUGGCUCUGCCUCCUGCUCCUGCUGACUGCCUGUGUGCCUGCGGCUGGCACCAACCCUGGCAUCAAGGCCCGGCUGACCCAGACAGCGCUGGAAUUUGGCCGGCAGUUUGGGCUGAAGCUGCUCCAGUCGCUGCUGCAGAAAGAACAUGAGCUGAACCUGACGGGCUCCUACCACAGCCCACUCCUGGGGACACUCACCUACGCCGUGCCCCGGAUCAGCAUCCAUGAGCUGCAGAUGAACGACUCUGCCGUGGACUUCGCUGAGGACGUGGGGUUGAGGUUGACAGUGCAGCGUGCCCGCAUCCAGCUCAGCGCUGAGUGGGGAGCCCAGCUGGGUGCCAUCUGGGACAGGGGCUCCGUCGAGCUCCACAUGAAUGAACUGGCUGUGGUGGCAGUGCUGGGGGUGAGCAUGGAUGACAGCGGCCGCCCCAUGGUGUGGAGCGCCAGCUGUGAAGCCCACGGCACCGACCUGCACAUGGAGUUUCACCGUGGACACAGCUGGCUCUACAACCUGCUGGCACCGUUGCUCCAGAAAGCCCUGCGGCAGCAGCUGAACAAGCAGCUCUGCCUCGAGCUCCGUAGGGGUGUCUACAGGCUGGAGGAUGCCCUGAAGCACAUGAAAGUGUCCACCCAGCUGGACCCCUUCGCUGCCAUCGACCAUUCCCUGCUGGAGCGGCCGGCCAUCACAGCAGAGCAUGGGGAUGUCGCCCUUAAGGGAGAGUUCUUCAGGGUGGGCAAGUGCCAGCAGGGACCUUCCUCAGCGCUGCCAAUGGCGCUGCCUGUGGCAUGGCCUGCAGCUCUGCCCACAGUGCUGCCAAUGGCGCAGGAGCCCAUGCUGCUGCUGGCCAUCACUGAGUUCGUUGCCAACUCGGCCGCCUUCACAUACUUCACAGCUGGGGCCCUGCGCAGGAACAUCUCCAGCAACAUGCUCCCACGGCGGUUCCCGCUCCAGCUGAGGACCAAGAGCAUGGGGCUGUUCUCCCCACAGCUGCAGGAGCGCUACCCAGACCAGCCCAUGGAGCUGCACCUCUCGGCCCGCCAGCAGCCCCUGCUCUCCUGCCACCCUGACGCCCUGCAUGGGGCCCUCUUUGGCUUGGCCGAAGCCUUCGUGGUGCUGCCCAAUGCCACGCGUGUCCCUGCUUUUCUGCUGAACAUUGAUGCCAAUGUGACAGGGAAGCCGACCAUCACUGGGAACAGGCUCAGGGGCACCGUGAGCUUGACGGGGCUUAGCGUGACGCAGGUGAUGUCGCAUGUGGGCCCAGUGGAGGUGAAGAGGCUGGAGACCCUGCUGAAGUUCGGGCUGUGGCUUUUCGGGGUACCCUGGGCAAACAAGCGGCUCCAGGCCGGCAUCCCUGUGCCCACCCUACACGGCCUCAGCCUGCUCAACUCCCAGCUCUCACUGCAGGAGGGCUUCGUGCUCAUCGCCACGGAUCUGCAGUACAAGUCUUGAGACCAGCCACUGCGUGGGAACCUACUGACCCCCCCCCCACAAGCCGUGUCACCGCCCCGUGGCCAGCAGAGCCACCCGGCUGUGGGACCCAACCCCCCCCGUCUGCCGGGGGCUUUUCAGCAGGGAUUAAAGCCGA
Molecule: messenger RNA, 1645 nt
Organism: Phalacrocorax carbo (great cormorant)
Lineage: Eukaryota; Metazoa; Chordata; Aves; Suliformes; Phalacrocoracidae
Source: RefSeq, a predicted model, not a curated record